Molecule: messenger RNA, 423 nt
Organism: Astrephomene gubernaculifera
Lineage: Eukaryota; Viridiplantae; Chlorophyta; Chlorophyceae; Chlamydomonadales; Astrephomenaceae
Source: the annotation of a GenBank genome assembly
GAUGAGGACUACCAGCUGGCGUGCAGGCUCAUGGCUGAGGAGUAUGCGGAGCACAUGAAGGGGGACAGCAGGGUGGGCGGCGGUCGCAGCCGGGGUGGUGGUGCCAGUGGCGGCGGAGGUCGCGACGGCGCCUACCUGCAGGUGCUGGAGGCGGAGAUUGCGGACGACUACCCCGCCCCCCGGGAGUACAAGGGGGUGGAGGGGCAGGAGGAGUGGGACGAGCUCAUUCUGGAGGACCCCGAGACGCUGGGUUGCGGCUUCCACGAUGCGGACGACCGGGGGGCUACACGCACCCUGGACCACUUUGCAAUCUAUAACGCAGAGGGUUUCCUGACCUCCCUGGAGCUGGUCCCCAUGGUGGCGGGGCUGGAGCUGGAGGUCAACAUAUUCGCAAGCGGGGUGCUGGCGGAGGACAACGGGGAG